AUGUCUCGUUCCACGCCCCCGUCCGACUCGGCAAAGCCCGGAGAACGACUGCCCAGUGACGUCAGUGGAAGAAGUGACGACCUUGACUGGUUAAAUGCAUGCGCUUCGUCCGACAGCGUGGACGUUGUCCCAGCACGCAGCGAAGCGGCUCCUCACACGGGGAGUGCGCCGGCGCGACAGACGACGGCCCGGCCUCAGCAGGAUCGUGGCCGCGCACUCGAGUCCGACGCGACGCAGCGCGCCGGCAGUCUGAGCAGCUCUGGACGCAUGUCCUUCGGGGGUGCUUCAGGGACGAAGUUGGACACGAGUCGAGAGGUGGAGAAUACGACCGCCUCAGACGCUAGCCGUCAGAGCCUAGAUAUACGAGGCAAAGAGCAGUUGUUCGGAGACGCUCGAAGAGAAACUAGUUCUGUGCGCGCCCUCCAGGAUCCUUUCGAUGAUGGCGACGACGCCUCGGAGUAUGGUGUAGCGGUCGGGCGAUCGCGACUGCCAGGCGGAUCACCUGAUGCGUGCUGUCCGGUCAUCUGGACCAUGACUGCUGAAGAGCUGUUCGGCUUUGACCUCGUUUCAACGUGCAAACCUGAACGGGUUUCUCAGCGGGAUCAACAGAUGCAUCCCCAGAGAGCAGACUCCGCCGAUGCGGUCAAGCAGGUACUCCGUGCCGAGGCGUCAGCUAGGGAGAUUGUCAACCGCGCCAAGUCUUUGCGGAGCGUCCUCGGACAGCGCGUCCAGACUGAAGUGGACGACGAAGAGAAACGCUUCAGAGAUUUCCAGGAGGGCCUUUUCCAGGAGCGGAAGACACAAAUACGUGAAGAACUGGAGGCGUUUGUCGCUGAGGAAUCUCUUCGCACAGAUGCGUUUGUGGAACAUGCAAAACGCGAAGCGGUCGAGCACCGCCUGCAACGGGCAACGGAGCAGAUUGUUGGGCACGUGCUAAACGUCGAUGUGACGUGUCCUCUGGAAGCAGUUAAGCGUUUUGGCACAACACGGCAGUUGGUUGCGUUCCACGAGGAGCGUCAAAAGAGGAAUAAAGUAAUUCACCAUCCCCCCGGUGACGCCCUAGAGAGAGACAAAGACAUUAUCACUUGGGAUGAGCAAGGACAGGCACAAGUGGAACAUCUGUCGGCGAAUUCCCAACGACGAAAUGUUACUAAAUUCGGAAGCUUUUGGGUACGGCACCAGAACAAAAGCGCUCAGCACUCUGACAGACCUUUAGUGUUGUUGAGCACGCAUUCGUGGGGCGAUGUUGACAUUCCGGCGACCAACGGAGAAACAGGGUUUCCCAGGCUACGGUCCAUUUCAGAGGGUCCAGAAGAACGUCCGGCUGUGCUUUCGGAAAGCAGGGAAUCUCUCAGUCCAAAGCACGACCUUUGGUCUCAGGAGAUUCCCGACGAAGACAACUCGGCUCUUGUCGUGGAGGAAGGCGGUCCUGCAGCAAUAGCGUUCCAGACAGCUUGA
Messenger RNA from Neospora caninum, 1458 nucleotides. RefSeq lists its product as hypothetical. The coding region runs from base 1 to 1458 and encodes 485 amino acids. The transcript is spliced from 5 exons. The record is from RefSeq and is a predicted model, not a curated record. NCBI's taxonomy places the organism in Eukaryota, Apicomplexa, Conoidasida, Eucoccidiorida, Sarcocystidae.